GUACAGAUCCAUAUUGCCAGUGGCUUAACAUGAGUACAGUAGUAUAUAUGGCAGUUGACUCACUCAUCAAAUAUGUAUGUUUUGUGUAACAGCUAGCUAUUAUAUUUAUAACCACCUUUUGAUUUCCAUUCAUAUACUAUUUGAUUCGGAAAAAAGGAUCUUUGUUAGCUAAUCGAUAUUGAAAUGUCAUCAAGAAUUCAGAAGGUGCUGGUUAUUCAAGAUGCAUCGAGAGAGCUAUCAGUCGAUCCAAUCAGAGGGGCGGUGCAUCACUUAUCUCUUAAGCCUGGUGACAAGAUGAAAAUUCUGCGGAUUGUGCAGCCUUUUAGGAAGACUAGUAAUAGAUCACCCUUGAGAGCCUGCGGAUUACUAGCUGUGUCCAAGAGUAGAUUACACUCCAGCGCAACAAUUUUGAAAAGACAAGAAAGUAUUGAUACAGAGAUAAGGAAGAAGCUAGCUGAGUUCGAAACCAACAGGGAGAUGAAAAACAUACUUUCCCUCAUGAGAAACCAACAGAUUGAAAUAGAGGGAUCUGUAGAACCAGGCCACUUACUUAAAGAGGCCACUGUACACGCGGCCAACAACUUUGAUGCGACAUGUGUUAUCCUUGACAGGAAGCUAAAAGGAGAGAUUAAAUACAUUAUGGAAAAUCUCACAUGUGGUAUAAUGAGGAUGAGGAAGGAUGGAGGGGUGAAAUUUAUAAGAGCGCGGAAAGCACCAGAACCUGAAGAUUACCAAUUCCAAGAACUCCGUCAAUUCACAAGGGAACAGCGACCAUUAUUACAUCAGAACUCUAUGUGUUCAGUAUGUUUUUCCCCAAGACAUACAGAUGAAAAUGUAAGAGCAUUCACUUUGGAGGAACUACAAUGUGCUACAGCUGGAUUUUCCGAGCAGAAUCUACUCUCUAACAAUAACAAGUUAAUCUAUAAAGGGAUAUUGAACGAUGGAACAAAGAUUGUCAUUAGUAGUUGCAUUCUGGAAACCACCAGUUAUAUGCAAUUCAGGAAUCGAGUUGAGCUACUUCAUAAGGCUAGACAUAAGAAUGUAGUUAGCGUGUUAGGAUCAUAUUCAGAAGAGCUUGAAAAAAGGUUGCUAGUCUGUGAGUACGUCUGCAAUGGCUCACUUAGCAUACAUCUAUCAAAUGGAAGCACAGGACUAACCUGGGAAAGAAGGGUAAAUAUAGCAGUCGGAUCUGCCAGAGGGCUACAGUAUCUUCACAGCAAAAGUUUCUAUGGAAGUAUGAGACCUGAUAACAUCCUGCUUACACAUGACUAUGAGCCUCUGCUGACAAACUAUGGAACCACAAGAGACCAAUAUCAUGACAUGGAUCGCUCUUCAGAGACCAGGGUGCUGAAGACAUUUGAUUACUUAGCACCAGAGUAUGAAGAGACCGUGAUACAUUCAAGCAAAACAGACGUUUAUUCUUUUGGCCUAGUUCUUUUACAGCUGAUUACUGGUUGGAAGACUUUAGCCGAUACCCAUGGGAAAAGCUUAUUGGCAUGGGCAAGGCCGCUUCUGAGGGAAAAAAACUACCCUGAUUUAUUGGACCGUAAAAUUGGAGGCUCACAUGAUAUUCUGCAGCUUUUUUGGAUGGUUCGGAUUGCAGAAAAAUGUCUCAGCACAAAUCCGUAUAGAAGAUACUCGAUUGACCAGGUAGUGAAUGCUCUGUGGCAGAUAAAGCACGGGUAUAGCGUUACAGACUAUUCUCCACCGGAGUCAGAUUCUGAAAUCGAAGCAACGCCCACAAUGUAGCUGUGCCUUUAUCGUAAUUCAGAUGAUGUAGCAUAUACGGCCCCUCAUUGUCACAACAUAAAUACUAAUCUAUCUAUAGUACUAGCUUGCGAAGCAAUAUUUUGUAGGUUGCUAUAUUUUAAACCGUCUUUUUGGUC
Molecule: messenger RNA, 1886 nt
Organism: Daucus carota subsp. sativus
Lineage: Eukaryota; Viridiplantae; Streptophyta; Magnoliopsida; Apiales; Apiaceae
Product: serine/threonine-protein kinase CDG1
Exons: 9
Coding region: 184-1749 (521 amino acids)
Biological process (GO): protein phosphorylation
Cellular component (GO): plasma membrane
Molecular function (GO): ATP binding; protein kinase activity
Source: RefSeq, a predicted model, not a curated record